CAGCUCGAUGGAAGAAGAACAACAUCUCAGACGGGAGAUUCAGCCCCCACCGGCCAUGGAAGGAGAGAGAGAGCAGCCGAUCGAAGAAGGAGAAGCAGCAGCUCCGUCGGGAUCAACAAGCAGGUCAACUAAACACACAUCUAGGAUAGCUAUUCAGAAAUUAAUAGAGGUGGUAGCUGCAUUGUCAGAUUACAAAAGAUUCCUAGUUGAGGAGAUUGGAUUUGAGGGUGUACUACGUAUCCCCAUGAUCCAGAAAAUCAAUCUGAAGUUUAGCAAGUUCCUAAUGACCAAGGUGGUUGUGGAAAAGCAUUGCAUCAUACUGAGAGAUGGCGGAACGCCAAUUACAUUCUAUCCGGAGGAUUUCCACAAAGUGUUCGGUAUCCCAUGCGGGCAGCGAGACAUCAACGGCAAAGAUGCAGACAUCACACCUGAAGCAAUCGAGUUCAUUAGGAACUCUAUAGGUUGGACUGAGAAAUCUGAUCGCAGCCUAAGCUCGCUUGAAGCGUUCAUCGGCAAGGAAAUAAACGAACUAUCCAGCCGACUAGAGAAGGAUUCUUUCAAGAUGGCGUUUGUUGUCUUUGUGAUGGGAAAUCUGUUCGCGCCGUGCACCAAACACGACCACUCGACCAUCGACUACUGGGGCGCCAUCAAGGAUGCAGAAAACAUCUCCCUCUUCAAUUGGUGCAAAUAUUCAGUCAAUUUUUUACUGGAAGCAGUUCGCAAACUGAAGUUGGAAACGGAUGCACACAUAACACCCAACCACCUCUCUGGUUGUCACCUUUUUCUGCAGGCGUUCGUACUAGACAAUGUUGAACUGGGGAUAAUGAAAGCAGACCACAAUUCCACGGAUAAAUUUAUUCGACGGGGAGACCCUGAAACGGAUGAUCCUCAUGUGCUCAGCAAGAAAGCUAGGGAAAACCAUCUUCAUAGUCCCCGAGGCAAGACACUGGAAUGCCACGUGCUACACAUGGCACAACUACAUAAACGAGAAGCAUGCCAAGAAGAAAUCAAUGGAGCAAAAUGCUGACGGCUCAGCAAAUCAGUAUGCACUAGUCAGACACAACCCAGACAGCACUCGACGGGGAGACUAUAUCAACACGGACACAGCUGUAAGCAACCUUGCACAGACAAAAAGAAGCAACAUCGAGUUCAGCCCCGGGGAUUACGCUCGUUGGAUCCAGAUGCAAA
Triticum dicoccoides is the source of this 1188-nucleotide messenger RNA. RefSeq lists its product as uncharacterized. The record is from RefSeq and is a predicted model, not a curated record. Bases 8 to 1027 code for a protein of 339 amino acids. The transcript has 3 exons. Lineage: Eukaryota; Viridiplantae; Streptophyta; Magnoliopsida; Poales; Poaceae.